CUCCAGUAAGUAGUGAUGAUGUUGUGGUUAUCCAUGCCGCCGACACCUCUCUGAGUGUUAUCUUGCUCAGAAGACCGUCGGGGAGAGCCGUCCACGCAUGGAGUUGAGCUCGGACUCUGCGGUGGCAGCACUGGACAUGUCGCAGGUCAAAAGCAAAGACGAUGAGCCUUUCGGGGUGGACGGUGACUAUGAGAGCUUGCCACCUCAUGUCUCAGUGGCGACCCACAUGACAGCAGGAGCCGUGGCUGGCAUACUGGAGCACACGGUGAUGUACCCCGUGGACUCUGUCAAGACAAGGAUGCAGAGCCUGCAGCCAGACCCAAAUGCACAGUACAGGAGUGUCUACCAGGCUCUGAAGAGGAUCAUCCAGACAGAGGGGGUCUUCAGGCCGCUGAGGGGCCUCAACAUCACAAUGAUGGGAGCGGGACCUGCACAUGCGCUCUACUUCGCCUGCUACGAACGGGUCAAACGCUCACUCAGUGACGUCAUUCAGAGUGGAGGCAACAGCCAUUUAGCCAAUGGUAUUGCAGGUAGUGUGGCCACCGUUCUCCACGAUGCAGUCAUGAACCCAGCUGAAGUGAUUAAGCAGAGGAUGCAAAUGUACAACUCGCCAUAUCGAGGACUUUGGGACUGUCUCCAAACAGUAAGGCGCACUGAGGGUGUGAGAGCCUUCUACCGCAGCUACAGCACUCAGCUGACCAUGAACAUCCCAUUCCAGGCUGUUCACUUCAUCACUUACGAGCUGAUGCAGGAACAGUUAAACCCCCAAAGACAUUACCACCCUGGCACCCACAUAGUGUCAGGAGCAGCAGCAGGCGCCGUUUCCGCAGCAAUAACCACUCCACUUGACGUUUGUAAAACUCUUCUCAACACACAGGAGAACGUAGCACUAAACUCCAUGAACAUCAGCGGCCACUUAUCGGGAAUGGCUAAUGCCUUCAGGACAGUGUACCGGCUCGGUGGUCUGGCGGCCUUCUUCAAAGGGGCCCAAGCUCGGGUUAUAUACCAGAUGCCCUCCACUGCCAUUGCCUGGUCAGUGUACGAGUUCUUCAAGUACUUCCUGACGAAGCAGCAACCGAAACAGGCGGCAAGACCUGGACCAAUGUAAUGGAAAUGUGUCGGAGCAAACCACACCUAGACUGGAACCGAUGAAAGAAGACUCCAGCCUGAAGCUGUGCGAGCUCACUGUGUGCUGUCUGAGGAAAUAACAGCACUUAUUGUCUCACAGGGAAGUUGUCAUGGUCAAGGAGUGGCAGAGGAGGACUGCCCAUUGUUGUUCACUUACCGUAAUCUGUGUGCAUUCUCAAGUCAAGAUGAUGUUACACAACCAGGAUAUGCAGCAGAGAUAACUAUCCUUUGAAGGACAGAUACACAAUGACGUCAUCUUCCUCCUCCUCCUCUCCGCCACGUUGCAGACUGUCUUUUCUACAUGUGGAGGCCGUAUAAUUAAGAUGUCCUCAAUGAUGUUUAUAGUUCUCGAUAUUGGAACUUUUUUAUUUAUUUGGUUAGCUUUCAGAGGCUUGUAUUUUACGGAUGUGGAAGAAACACAAUGCUGUUUGUUUUAUUUCAUUGUGUAUUUAUUAAAAAAAACAACAACAUUACAACACAUUCCUCAUUUUCACUCCACAGUGAACGGAACAGUGACGCUUUCCAAGUGCCUCAUAAAUAUGAAACUAUUUUCCUGGGUUCAAGCUCUAGCAAGGAAACAUACUAUUCUGUUAUGAGAUCCAAUCUUACAGCACUCUUUAUGUCAUAACUGGUCAAAUCUAACGAGUGUAACUGAAUGCUGUUUUUUAAUUAUUAUCUCUGCAUCUAAUGGUCAAAUGUCAGUCUGCAGCAAACCUAUUUUUGUCUCACUUUUUUUUUUUUUUUUUUUGUU
Molecule: messenger RNA, 1879 nt
Organism: Epinephelus fuscoguttatus (brown-marbled grouper)
Lineage: Eukaryota; Metazoa; Chordata; Actinopteri; Perciformes; Serranidae
Gene: slc25a37
Product: solute carrier family 25 member 37
Exons: 4
Coding region: 98-1108 (336 amino acids)
Biological process (GO): iron import into the mitochondrion
Cellular component (GO): mitochondrial membrane
Molecular function (GO): ferrous iron transmembrane transporter activity
Source: RefSeq, a predicted model, not a curated record